CGUCAUCUCAAUUGUGACUGCAACUCUCCCACCUCUUCGAAAGAAGAGCUUCCUCGGGUCAAAGAAAGGGGAUGAUGGCGAGCCUCUCCUUACACUGGCCAUGCUGACUACCAAAUGCUUGCGCCACCCGUUUCGCGCAAGAAUUCCUUCUUCUCCACGCUACCGCUGCUCAAUUACUUUUUCUGUUCAAAGGAACUUUAUUAGUGAUGCAGCUGCAGGACAUGAUGGGAAUGGACCAGCCCCUACCGUGGCCAUCAUUGGCUCCGGGCCAGCAGGCUUCUACACGGCCCAAAAGCUAUUGCGGGAAAUUCGAGGGACAAGGAUAGACAUGUACGAACAGCUUCCGGUACCUUUUGGGCUCGUCAGGUUCGGAGUCGCUCCAGAUCAUCCAGAGGUAAAGAAUGUCCAAGACACCUUCCAAGCUAUAGCCGCGUCCUCCGACUUCACCUUCAUUGGAAACGUCAAUCUAGGCCACGAUCUCCCGCUCCCGCUCCUCGCCAGACAUUACGACGCAAUAGUCUUCGCUUACGGCGCCUCGAAAGAUCGCAAAAUCGGCCUCGAGGGAGAGGACAAGCCUCACAUAUACUCCGCUCGCGCUUUUGUAGGGUGGUACAACGGUCUUCCCGAAUAUCGAGAUCUUGACCCUGACUUGACAGCCGGGGACACCGCGGUGGUUGUUGGGCAAGGAAAUGUGGCGUUGGACGUGGCUAGGACGCUUCUGAGCAGGCCUGACGCGCUGAGAAAGACCGAUAUCACAGAAUACGCAUUGGAUGCGCUCUCCGACAGCAAGAUCAAGCAUGUCCAUGUGGUGGGUCGGCGAGGCCCCAUGCAGGCCGCAUUCACAAUCAAGGAAGUGCGGGAGCUUCUGCACCUGGAAGAUGUCAAUUUCCGCGCUAUACCGGACCAUCUUUUCCCGCCCGACCUGUCCAAGCUGCCCCGCCCGAAAAGACGGCUGAUGGAACUUCUGAAGAAGGGCAGUCCGCUGAAGGAAAGCGCCACGAAAUCCUGGUCUCUGGAUUUUCUGCUCGCGCCAAACUCGCUGAAAUGGUCCCAUUCCAACCCAGACAAACUGGAGGGAGUCGUGUUCUCGAAGACGGACCUCGAGAACCCAGCUGACCCGGAAUCCAAGGUCAGCACUACGGAAGAGACGCAGCUGAUUCCCACAUCGACGCUAUUCCGCUCGAUAGGAUACAAGGCUGAAGCCAUCCCCGGGAUGGCAGAAUUGGGUGUCGAAUUCGACGAGCGAAAAGGAACGAUUCGGCAUGACGGAUCGGGGCGAGUCGUGCCUCUAGCGAGCAGCGAGGCCUUGGGGGGGCACGAAACGAGCAUCUACUGCUCUGGCUGGGUGAAGCGCGGCCCGACAGGUGUGAUCGCCAGCACCAUGACCGACGCGUUCCAAACCGCCGAAGCAAUCGUGGCGGACUGGAGGAAGAAGGCUCAAACCCUGUCGUGGUCCGCGGGCAGUCGAGAUGGUUGGGAUGGCGUCCAGGCCGACGCCGCCACGUCCGGCUUGCCGCUCAGACCAGUCCACUGGGACAGCUGGCAGAGGAUCGACCAGGUGGAGAAGAAGGUCGGGAAGCAAAGAGGGAAGCCGCGAGAGAAGUUUGGGAGCGUCAAAGAGAUGUUGGACGUGAGCGGCAAGUGAUCCAGCGACUGACGAUAAAGGUCGACUGGGACACUUAGCCAUGCAAAAGCGUUUCUUCUCCUCUCCCUCUCCUCUCCUCGCCUCUCCUCGCCUGGCCUGGCCUCGCUGUAAGACAACAGAAAAGAAUCUUCAAGCUCUGCUUGGAUGCCAAACCUGUCACUGCUACAAAGUCUUUAUAUCUAUUGAACCACAUAUAUGCACACCACGCUACUCAUGAUUCUAUGUAUCACCACUUCACCACACCCUUCCGACCGACCGACUUGCUUACUUACUGACUUGCCUCCGACUACCUUCGCGAAUAAGAACCAAAAUAUAAAGAUCCGCUGCCCUCCCGGACCAUUGUCGAGAUCAAUAUCCAGACCGUCUAUCCUUCUGCGUCAGGCACGCAGCGGUGCUGGAAAAUGAUAGACCGACAAGAGAAAAUCAACCGAGUCAAGCCUAUCCCGGUGGUGAACGUCGUUUGGGAUGACCGUCAAAAUCGACAGGAGCGAGUGAGAAUCAAUGGAGAGAAUCAGUCGCGGAGUUUUCACAAAUUGCCUACAUUCAUAGACGUCUGCAACCCCCUUCGCAGAGACUAUGUCGGUUAGACUUCGCCAAAGGAACGGAAACAGUGCCUCGAAUGAAGGAAGAGCCACUGGGAUCGAAUAAGAUCUCGCCUCAGGAACAGAAUUGUCUCCUUGUCGUUCGAUAUGGACAUAUACGAAGUAUUCGGGUUCAUUCCCCUGAAGUAUAAGACCUUGCUGCUACCAAUUUAGAGCUCGAGUGAGUGCCAUCCAGCCUCAGCUCUUUCCGCGUCCAGUAUGCCCUGCACAUCCAUUUUUUUCGUCACAUCGUCAUUCAGGUACUUCAGACCCUCCAUAGCCCUCCCCUUAC
Messenger RNA from Cladophialophora immunda, 2518 nucleotides. RefSeq lists its product as uncharacterized. Lineage: Eukaryota; Fungi; Ascomycota; Eurotiomycetes; Chaetothyriales; Herpotrichiellaceae. The transcript has 2 exons. Gene Ontology annotation, biological process: ubiquinone biosynthetic process. Gene Ontology annotation, cellular component: mitochondrion. The record is from RefSeq and is a predicted model, not a curated record. The coding region runs from base 101 to 1645 and encodes 514 amino acids.